GUCUAUAAUUGUGUCAAUGCAUUACAAGUAAACAUGGAAACAACACCUCUCCUUGAGAAGGUGUCUCCCGGCACCAAGGUGAAUGUUAAAAGUUUGAUUAUUAACAACAUAAUUGUUUGUUUGUUGGCGUCGGGCACGCAUAUCUACAUGCCUGUGAUGAGUCAAUACAUCUACCAUCGUGUCGCAGAUUCCGUAUUCGGGAAUGACACUCGCAUCAAGAACUUCACUGUUCUGGCUCCCUGCUUCCAGAACACGUCUGAUGAAGGAUACCGUCUUCAGGAGAAGGCUCAACAGAUCGCCUCUACCAAGUUAUGGCAGUAUUCCAGUGCUUCAGCCGGUAUCGCCGUCUUCAGCAACAUCAUCCUUGGAUCCUACUCGGACAUCAUUGGGAGAAAAUUUCUAUUCCUUUGUCCAAUGGCUGGUCAUUUAUUGCGCAACGCUAUGACUGCAGUGAUAAUCCAUUGGCGCCUGGAUUUGAAUUACUUCUUCCUAGCUACGGGUGUGGAUGGUUUACUUGGCGGUGGCUGGGGCUUUAUGCUGGCCACCAUGGCCUAUACAGCAGACCACACACCUCCCGAACAGAGCAGGAGUUUGAACAUAGUCAUCCUGGAAUGUGUGAUAGGUCUGUCAGAGUCAUUUGCUUCAACGGCUACUGGCUAUUUCAUUCAAAACACUGGGUUCUUCUAUCCUUCCCUUACAUCCGCAGCGGUGACAUUGUUGGAUAUGUUGCUGGUGGUAUGUUUCAUAGAGAGUUCCAAACCAACAGAUUCUAAUGACAAAGAGAGUAGCAAAUCCCUAUUGCAUGGCAUGCGCAAUAUAACUGACAUAUACUUUGGUGGCAGUGUUUUGAAACGUGCUAUCUUCUGGCUUGGUCUGUGUGUGUUCUUCUUCUCGUCUUUGAGUGACGGAGGAGGAUCUAACAUAGACACAUUGUUCUUCAUGAACCUGCCGUUCUGUUGGAGUCCUGAGAAGAUGGGUAUAUAUGACACGAUCAGCACUGUAGUGAGGAAAACAUUUGGUGUGGCGAUCGUCCGUCUCUUACAAUGUUGCUGCUCUGACAUCACCAUGGGGAUGCUAGGUUUGAUCUCAAACGCUGGGGGAGAAAUGUUGUUCGCCUUCGCAUCGGUCGAGUGGAUGCUGUACCUUGGAUAUCCUGGCGUUGCUAUCGUCGGUUUUCUUCCAACACCAAUGGCCCGGAGUAUUCUGUCCAAGCAACUGCCAUCAAAUAGACAAGGGGCGAUAUUCGCGAGUCUGGCAGUGGUGCAGGCGUUGUGUUCUGUGGUGGCGGCUGUAGUCUACAACAACAUCUACCAGGUGACUGUCACCUUCUGGCGGGGCGCUGUCUACAUGUCCUAUGCUGCCACCAAUGGCAUUACACUGAUUGUGUUCAUAGUGAUGGCGAUCCUCAUACAAAAACAGAGGAAAUCAACAGCGCAACAGAUCAAUGUAAACUAGAGCGGUGUGGAUAUUGGCAAGAACGAAUUUCUCCUAGAAGAAACGAUGAACCGCAUAGCAUUGUAGCUCACGUGCUAUGUGGCCAACAGUUGUCAACAUUGAAAUACAAAUAUUUUCUUCAUAUUUAUUGAGGACAAAUGUUGGAUUACCUGCAUCAUUACAAGCAACCCAAUCACCAACCAUUCCUCAGUGCACAACCAGCUCACAACAUCGAUGUUUAUUUUAAUGAGAAAUUUAACAUGCACUUCCAGUAGAAAAUCCUGACUACUUCUUUGCCUGGCAUGAAACCAUUAUUAGAAAGGGUGAACUUGUUAGGAAACAAGCAUAGAAGACGUUUCGCAUCUAUGGAGAUAGAAGACAGUUUUCUUCAGCAAUAGGGCCAUCAUCCUUAAAUAAAUAGAGUUAGAAGUGAUGUUGAAGUAAAAAUAUAUUUAAGGAAGGACAAAUUCAUUAUCACGUUUCUGACACAUUAAUGUAUUUCUUGAGUUUAUUCACAAAUACCAUAAAAAUGUUAGAAUAAUUUCAUUCCUUCUACCGGGUACAUACUAUUACAUUUAUCUUGUAUUCUGAAAUAUGAAGAGGAGGUGUAUUGCAUUACAAUAUUUACAAACAAAUAUAAUAUUGAAUCUUUUAAACGUUUACUGUUUCAUUUUCAAAUAUAUACACAAGCUUUCUUUAAAUGGUGUCUAUUAAUCCCUUCAAGACUUUGUGCAAGCUUGAAUGAGUGCAUAUGAAUUUAGCUAUCAAUGAUUUUCAUGUAGAAAGAGUUGUUAAAGAUAGAUAAUUCUCCUUAUGCAAAAGUGGCUGAUAACAUUUCUAGCUGUAAGAAUGCGAGAGACAUAUGAUGGAUUUAUUGUUAGCCUUAGUUUGUCUAAAACUUUAACAUACUGCACAGAUUCACCUGAAAUGUGCCAAACAAUAAAGAUGCUGUUAUCCAUAAAAACAGUUUCAUGUUGUCAUAUUCUACCAACUUCUAAAUGCCGUUCAAAGACUUCAUUGCAUAAAUAUAGUUGGAAUCACAAAAUGUUGGUGCAGUCACAUGUAUCCAAAAACCAAAUUGACACCAACAGACAUCGGAAAUAGAAUACAUCCGGUGUCUC
Messenger RNA from Haliotis rufescens (red abalone), 2555 nucleotides. Its product is annotated as proton-coupled folate transporter-like. The coding region runs from base 34 to 1455 and encodes 473 amino acids. Gene Ontology annotation, molecular function: transmembrane transporter activity. The record is from RefSeq and is a predicted model, not a curated record. Gene Ontology annotation, cellular component: membrane. Gene Ontology annotation, biological process: transmembrane transport. Lineage: Eukaryota; Metazoa; Mollusca; Gastropoda; Lepetellida; Haliotidae. The transcript is spliced from 4 exons.